AUGACGGAAGAGUUUGAUGACAGUCUAUGGAAAUUGACACAAUUCGUGAAGCGCUGGUGGGAAGACGAUUAUAAAAAGGAAUCGCAGUCAACCAGCAAUGAAAGAUGGAAUGGGCGUGGUCCAGAGCACAACAUGGCUUUGCAACAAAUACUCAAACUGCAAGAAGCCAGAGCGCUCCACAAGACUUCUCUCCUCCCGAUCUACAAGAAGAACGGUAUGCCGACGCCCGCGGUUUCUAACCACGAUUACGAACAGCACAAACACGAGAAAUACCAAGAGCAGCAGGUCUUAGAGCAGUUGAAACUCGAGGAGGAAUUCCGAAGACUUAUGGACAGAUCGGUCAGCGAUGGCCGCGGCGAUGAGUCUUUGAAAUAUUUCCAGCAUAUGAUGGAAGCGAGGCAACACUUCGAGUAUCUAAAGAAUAUUAGAGAGAGAGACGCGAAGAGCGCCUAUUCGGCGGAAGACAAUAUAGAAGCUAGGAAGGAGUCGUCUACGCCAUGCGAGAGCAAAUUUUCACCGAUCCACAAACAUUCACCUCCAAGGACAUCGUCAGCCGAAGUCUCGCCCAAUCACAGUGUUCGUCUGUCUACCUCAUCAAGUCCACUUUCCGCGACUAGUCCUAUCAACUCGUCACCACUUAGUCAUCUACAGAACAUGCAGCCAUUCGACUUUCGUAAGCAUAAGUUAAGUGAAAGCACUGCUAAGGAAGAGCCCGUCAAAAACAGCUAUGGUAUAAACAAUGCGGAGAAGGCCGCCAUAGAACUGAUGAGGAGCCAGCUAUUCAACUUUCAGCUGCCUCCGAGUCUACCCAUUCCACCGAUGACCAUGCCAUCAUCGUUCUCGCACCCCGCCGCUAUGGUCGCAGCUUUGAGUCAAAAUCCUAUGGGACUCGCGUCAUUACAAGCGCUCCUACCUCAGAUGUCGUCGAAAGUUGCCGAAUCUGCCGAUACUAAAAUGAGCAAUGGUCUAGGAAAUAGUAGAACAAGUGAAAGAAUGGAAGAAGAAAACGUUCUUAAUCUAAGCAAAGAUUCUUACGUAGAAACAACGCAUAAAUCAAGAGAUUUAAUGAUAGGUAAAUGUCUGAGCCCACCGAAAAGACAUUGGGGUGCCUCUCAAAUGCCCCUAAAUUUGGGAACGCACUUUAUAAAUCCUGCUACGGGUAAGAAAAGAGUACAAUGCAAUGUGUGCCUCAAGACGUUUUGUGAUAAAGGAGCUCUAAAGAUUCAUUUCUCAGCUGUCCACUUGAGAGAAAUGCACAAAUGUACAGUCGAAGGAUGUAGCAUGAUGUUCAGCUCGAGACGAUCAAGAAACAGGCAUAGCGCUAAUCCCAAUCCUAAAUUACAUUCACCUCAUUUGCGACGGAAAAUAUCUCCGCACGACGGCAGAAGUGCACAAGCUCACUCCGUACUCAUCUCACAGCACGGCUCUGCUUUAAAUAUACCACCUGUUAUAAACCCAAUGCACGCAUUUGGAUCUUAUCCAAUUAUCAAUCCGGCGCAAAGUAUUCGUCCCUAUCCUAGUAAUGUUGGAUUAGAUUAUAAGAAUAAUAUCAACUUCUCACCUCAUUAUGACCAAUCACAUCUUAUACGUCGGGAAUCUAAUUCGGAGGACAACAAGGACCAGGAUGGUCAAGGUGAGUCUGACGAAGAUGACGGUAUUGUUGUCGUCGCAGGGGAUGAAGAUGAUGAUGAUAAUGAACAUAUGGACACAAGUGAUUACUACUCUAAUUUAAAUAAAUCUAUAGGCUCAUUAGAAGAUUCAGAGACCGAUUUUGACCAACGCAGUGUGAGCGAUAAUAAUGAUGCAAGGAAAGAUGGCGCAAUCAGUCCGGAAGUUAUGAAGAGAAAGCGUAAAAACUUAAAUCCCAUUCGACUACAAAGCAAUCAUUACAUUGAAAGCCAAGAAAAGAAUGAUAAAAAUGAAGACUGUCAAACCGAUAUCAUUGACGACACCUUAAUAGACCCUAAAAGAGUAAAGUGUGAAGAUAAAAACGACAAUUGUACAAUAACAAAUGAGAAUUCUGAGCCGGCAAAGGUAAAAGAAGAAGUCUCGCAGAUCAAAGAAGAACCUUCAGAUGUAGAUUAUAAUGCACAAGACCUAAGAAUAAAAGAGGAACCCCAAGAAAAGGAAGACUACUGUAAAACCGUUGAAAAAUCGCAAUCAAACCUCGAGCAAUAUUCAUCUGAAAACGCAUUGAAAAGAUUGGAGAGUUUAUCGAAGGGUGACUUCCCAAAUAUGUCGAAAAAAGUUGAACCGCACCCAUUGGGCCCGUACAAUUUAUCCAUGCAUGACACGAUUGACUUUUCCGACAGAUCUCCCGCCUCGUCGGUAUCAAGUUACGAUUACGUCACAGACGAUAGCCAGGGGCAAAUCCAUGGACACUUCGAAAAUGGUUUCUUCAUCGUUAUUUCAGACGUACCGACUGAUCAAGAGAAUCCACUGAAGUGCACCGUUUGCGACAAGCUAUUCCAAAAUAUGUUUAUACUGAAGACCCAUUACCAAAACUCGCAUUUAAAGGUGAUGUUUAAAUGUAGCAACGAUGGGUGCAGGGCGUCCUUUUCGACGAAGCAACGCAGGGAUCUGCACAGCUGCAAUAUCGACCUGCACAGAAAGAUAUUCUCGAUAUGCGGUAGAGCGUCGGAAGAGUCGCCGGCCAAAACUUUGGAGAGCGCGCGCGAGCAAAUGGAGCUGAUAGCGAAGUUGAACGACGACGAACGCGUCACCCCGUACAUAGAAUCGCACAAGUACUACCAGGCACGCGAUUCCGAGAAGCUGAAUCAUUUGGGUCAGCAGAUGCCCUUUGGGGCGCCGUACCCGCCUCUGCAGCUGCCCGAGGCGUAUUUGAACGGCCGCGACAUGUUCAACCAGCAGCCGUUCCUGUUCACCCCGUUCGGCAUGCUGCCCAACUUCCCGCUGCCGUUCGGCUUCCUACCGCCGAACCUCGGCCCCUUCGGCUGCCGGGGCCAGAACUACUCGCCCUUGCCGCCGAAAUUGAACUACUGCGUCGAGGACGAGGCCCCGAGGCCCAACAAGGACGGCCUGUACCCCUGCCGAGGCUGCAGGGAGCAUUUCAAGGAUCUGAUGGGUUUGAAGCUCCAUUGCGAGGGCGUCCACGCGCAGUCUCUGCACAGGUGCUCUGUGAGCGGCUGCAACGCGGCAUUCUUCUCCAGGACGAAGAGGAACCUCCACUCCGAAGCGCACGCCGGUUCCAGGCGUCAGAACGGCCGGAGUCACCAUCUGGUGAAUUCGACG
Molecule: messenger RNA, 3252 nt
Organism: Iphiclides podalirius (scarce swallowtail)
Lineage: Eukaryota; Metazoa; Arthropoda; Insecta; Lepidoptera; Papilionidae
Source: the annotation of a GenBank genome assembly